AGUGGAUAAUUUUUUGGAAUUCCCGAGCCUUGGUACUCAUAUUAUGGUAUUUUAACAGUGAAACAUGCCUAAAAAAGCCAAUAAGAAGGCCGCUAAAGCAGGCUCAAUUUACAGAAUAGCUUUACAAAACUUCGUGACGUAUAAAGAAGUGGAGUUGUUCCCGGGCCCGUCUCUGAAUUUGAUAAUUGGUCCAAAUGGAACUGGGAAGUCCACUUUUGUUUGUGCCAUUAUACUGGGACUUUGCGGUAAAACGAGCGUCAUUGGAAGAGCAAAGAAGAUCUCAGAAUAUGUCCGCAGUGGAUGCCAGGAGGCCACCAUUGAGAUAGAGCUGCACCGAGAGGCCAAUGAACCUAAUGUCAUAAUUACUCGCAUCUUCAACCUCCAGGAUGCUAGUAUGUGGAAGAUCAACAACAAGAAUGUUAAGGAGAAGCAGGUCCAGGAGCUCAUUGCUACUAUGAAUAUUCAGGUGGACAACCUCUGUCAACUGCUGCCCCAAGACCGAGUGCAGGAUUUCUCCAAGAUGAACUCCCAAGAGCUCCUCCGGAGUACUCUAGCAGCUGUCGGGGGUCACACGAGUGUCAACCAGCUAGAUGAGCUGAUCAGGACUAGAGCUGAGCAGAGAGGGUUGUCAACGAGGCUGCAGAAUAAUGCGCAGCUUCUGGAGGAGAAAAUACGGCAGAACGAAAGAUUAAAAAUAGUAAUCGACGCCAUGCAACAACGUAAAGAGAUUGAGCAGGAGAUACUGAUGUGCGAACGCAAGAAGUACUGGAUAGAGUACCAGGAGCUCAGAGAAAAGGUGAAUGAGUACAAAGGAGACAAGGAAAAGGCCAUCAAGCUGGUGGAAAUACAUACGAAGAAGUUGGAGCCUUUGGAGAAAGCUUUUAAUAAAGUUAAAAGUGGAAUCGGAAAGUUAGAACAGCAGAAGUUGAAUGCGACUCGAGAAGUGCGUGUUCUAAAAGACAAGUUGAAAGAAACAAUAGAGUCAGUGAGGGCGCAAGAGUACGCUUUGAGAGAUAUAGACUCUAACCUGAAAGAGAAAGUAGAGCGCCAUAAAAAUAGAGAAAGAGAGCUGAUAGAGGCUAGAGCUAAGUUGGACAAGUUGAUCACAGAUAAGAGAAAGUUUGACGAAGAAAUUAACGAGGAUGGCGCUAAAAUGGAGUUAGUACAACUACACAAGAAGAUUGCAAAGGAGAAUGCGGGCAUAGAUGGGAUCAAGAAACAAAAGAUGGAAAUGCAGUUUGAGCUCGAAAGUAAAGUCACGCCAGUAAUAAGACAGCAUCAGAAUAAAAUCCGAAGCCUAGAGAACGUGGAUGAGAAACGUCUAGAACUGCUGAAGAACGUCAGCGAUCACACAUACAAAGCGGUAAUGUGGCUGCGUGAAAACCGGGCCAUGUUCAAGAAAAGGGUUUAUGAACCUAUGAUACUUGAGAUAAACUUCACGGAUGCCAAAUUCGCUCGUUACCUCGAGGCAAAGGUGGCUUCCCGCGACCUCUUGGCGUUCACAUUUGAAUGCAGUCAGGAUAUGAACCAGUUCACAAAUAUUGUGAGAAUGGAGCAUGGUCUGCGGACCGUGAACGCAGUCAGUAGCGAGGGAUACCCGGCGCUCUCACACUAUAAGGCGCAGCAGAAGGACAUAUCAGAGCUGAGCUAUCUCGGUUUCUACACGUACGUUUUGGACACGAUCACAGCACCCGAUCCGAUCUUGCGGUACCUGUGUGGCAAUUACAAUAUACAAAGCAUACCCAUAGGAAACGACCACACCUUCAAUAAUUGCUCCAAAGUGCCUUCUAACAUUAAGUCUUUCUUUACUGAAAACCACCGAAUCAACAUCAGUGUUUCGCGCUACAGCGGGGUGAAGUCAAGUUCGACGGUGGAGAUAGGUCCCGCGAGACUGCUGGCCAACACUGUCGACGUGGAUGAGCUCGAAAACCACAAGACUCAGCUUACUGCACUUGAGAAUCAAGCGAAAAACAUGAAAGUAAAAAUGCAAGACUUGCAAAACAAAGUAGCAAAUUUGGAAGGUAAUCUAAAUAACCUCAAUAUGCAGAGGAAAAGGAUCACCGAAAACGUUGAGAAGCUCCGAGCUCUCGGUACACAGAUACGUUUACAAGAGAAAAAGGUGCAAGAUAUUGAAAAUGAACCACUUUUCAAUCUACAACAAGAAAAAGAGAAAUGUAGACGGAGACAGAAGGACAUAGUGAAGAAACAGGGCAAGAUGCAUCAGGAACUAGUAGGCAUUAUGAAAAAACUGCAGGAUAAAUUGCUCAAUGGAGAAAUGUGGAAGGUGAAGUUAGACAUUAGUAGAAAGGCAACAGAAAGGCAGGAAUCUCAAUUAAGGGAACUUCAAAUAGCAUUACGAGAGGCAAAGCAUACACUAGAAGACAUGGAAGUACGUUACAAGCAAACCAAUAUAAAAGCCCAUGCUAAACUGAAAGAGGCAAAGAAAGCGUGCGGCAGCGAGCUGUUGCCUCAACACCCGAACUUCCCCUUCAAGGACCAGUUUGGGGAGUUGCCGGCCGAGCUGGAUAGACUGCAGGAGCACUGCUAUGAGCUGCAGACUAGGAUGGAUUGUAUGGACAAGGGUGAUGAACAGGUCAUAAAAGAAUAUGAGGAAAGAGAAAAAGAAAUAGCGAAAUUAAAGACCGACGUCAGCAGCAACAGUGACGUUCACAAGGAGCUUGAAAGCAAAAUGAACUCUAUCAGAGAGCAAUGGCUGCCUCCUUUGGAAAACUUGCUACGGGACAUAGACAAGAGCUUUGGAGAAAUGUUCGCUAAACUGGGUUGUGCCGGAGAAAUCAAACUCGACAAGGCUGGAAAUGAUGAGGACUACGACAAAUACGGCAUCUCCAUCCUAGUCCGAUUCCGCACAUCCGAGCAACUGCAGCAACUAACGCGACACGCUCAGUCGGGCGGCGAACGCGCGCUGUCCACAGCCAUGUACCUCAUGUCGCUACAGAGACUCACCACCGUGCCGUUCCGAUGCGUCGAUGAAAUAAACCAGGGAAUGGACCCGAUAAACGAGCGCAAGAUGUUCCACCUGCUCGUCAAAGUGACAACCGAGUGCGACAACGCCCAGUAUUUCCUGUUGACGCCUAAACUCCUAACAAACUUGGAGUACAACCCAAAGAUAAUGGUGCACACUAUAAUGAACGGCAAGCAUAUUAUGAACUACAAGCAGUGGAACUACGAGGAUUUCUUAAAUAACGCCAAAUCCUAUAGACCAAGGAAAAGCUAGUUAUAUAAGUACUUAACAUAGCUUUAAAAUGAGAUUAUAAAAGCCGUACUGAAUUCAAUUUGAGUACAACCGAUCGUACCUCAUUUGAUAGGGUCAUUUAAUGACGUUAAACAUUAUCGAAGAUUGAACGUAAGAGAGCGAAUAGGUUUUUUUUUUACUUUCUAUUGUCUAAUUGUAUUUUUUGACCUUUGUUCAAAAAUGUGGUCGAAUAACUUGAAUAUUAGGUGACAUAUUUGAAUUGUCUUUAUCUGUCUGUUCUGUUAUCUUGUCUGUGUGUAUGAUAGCACAAUUUAAGCAUCGUGUUUAAUUUAUAUUUAUAACUAUUUUAACACGUUCAUUGCCCCGCGGACAUGGUUCAAGAUGUAUAGAAGCUUAAAAGAACUCAUGAUCAUCACUAAAAAAGAUACCCACCGUAGACCAUGAAUAGGAAAAUAAUGUAUGACAUAUGAACGUGCGUACAAUUUUAUAGCUUUAAAAUAUUGUCUUAUUUUGCUAUGAACAGCGUAAUUUUAGUUUCGAUGAUUAUACGAACUUACUAUUUUAUUUCCGAACUAUUGCUAUACAGUAGAGCACAUUUCUUCCCAUGAACAAAGGAGGUCUGUACCCAUGUUAACCUAGUUAACUAUUAUUGUCUCUCUAAGGGCCAUUUGCACCAACGAAAAUGGAGGGUUAACCUCGAGUUAACCCACCACUUUAUAUGGAAUUUGACAGUUGACAGCCCACUAACCCUGAGUUAAGUGAUUGGUGCAAGUGGGCCUAAACGUGUUAGAUGUUACCUAUAUCUGAGACCCUUAACCACCCUCUUGUAAGAUAAAAUUAUUAUUUUAAAUAGGGAUGAGUACCUUAUAUUAUAAUUAUUAUAAUUUUAUAUCUUGUACGUCUAUCAAAAUUGUUUGAAACGGACUCAGGGUAGUUUUCGUCGAAAGAUUUUAGUCAAGUUUCGAUCCAGGUAUGCACACGAUUUUAAACAGAAGCAGCACUGAGAAUUGUAAAGCACGUUAAAUAGUUAUUUGUUAUACAAGAGGGCAAAGUUGUAUUUUAACGCCGAGUGUGGAAUUGAAAAACGAGCAAGUGAAAGGAUU
This is a messenger RNA of Leguminivora glycinivorella, 4317 nucleotides long. RefSeq names its product structural maintenance of chromosomes protein 5 (gene SMC5). The transcript is spliced from 21 exons. Gene Ontology annotation, biological process: double-strand break repair via homologous recombination. Gene Ontology annotation, cellular component: Smc5-Smc6 complex. Gene Ontology annotation, molecular function: ATP binding; ATP hydrolysis activity. The record is from RefSeq and is a predicted model, not a curated record. NCBI's taxonomy places the organism in Eukaryota, Metazoa, Arthropoda, Insecta, Lepidoptera, Tortricidae. Bases 65 to 3235 code for a protein of 1056 amino acids.